Drosophila ananassae is the source of this 6351-nucleotide messenger RNA. RefSeq lists its product as uncharacterized. The record is from RefSeq and is a predicted model, not a curated record. NCBI's taxonomy places the organism in Eukaryota, Metazoa, Arthropoda, Insecta, Diptera, Drosophilidae. The transcript is spliced from 10 exons. Gene Ontology annotation, molecular function: protein binding.
CUGUUUUCUGGUUUCAGUUUCAGUCACCUGUGACUGUUCAAGCGCUUCGGACGUCGUCGGUGGAUACUCCGGGAAAUUCCGGAAAAAGCGAGGGAAAUUCGCAGAGAGAGUUCUUUCGUCGCAUUGUACGUGUGUGUGUGUGCUUGUGUGUAUCUGUACAAAGCCAAAUAAACCAAAAUUUUAAAACCACGCGCUAACUGAACUAAAUACAAAAAAAAAAAAUCGACUCCGGAAAAGUAAAAAAAAAAACGGAUAUAAAGAAAUUUCAAGCGUUUGGCAUUUUGUCAACCAGUAAAGGGCCAAGCGAGAAACGAGAAAAAAAAUAAUAAAACAGGGAAGAGUGGUGCACAAGUGGCUGCAACAAAAGGCUGCUCCCGAACCACCGAACCUGCGACCUCUGACCCAACCCAAAAAAAAAAAACAAACGAAAAUCUCCCUGGCCGGAAAACGCUUGUUUCGACACGCAAGAGAAAGAGACGGAGAAGUAGCAGCCGGGCCGGGCUAGUGACAAGAAACAACAGCAACAACAACAAAACAAACAGCUCUAUGCCGGCACCAAGAUGAGACCUGGCCGAACGACAAGAACAACGCCAGCAGCGACCACGCCCCAGCUCCUGCUCCUGCUACUCCCACUAAUCCUGGCCACCUGGAUUAGUCCCGCCCACGGCCAGUGUCCCUGGCAGAGGGAUGUGCCCGAUUUACAGACGAGCUGCAUCUGCGCCUACAACCUGGGCCGUGAGUUAUCCGUGCAAUGUGAUCAGGUGGAUUUCCAACAACUUCUGGAGGCCAUGAACAGCCAUGCUCGCCUCAAGCCCGUGGAUCUGCUCUACGUGAACAACUCAUCCAUCUCGGAGCUGCCCGAGGGAAUUUUCAGCAACCUGAGUCUUCACAAUGUCCAGCUCUCGAGCUGUGGCAUCCAGAGGAUAGAUGCUGGGGCCUUCAAGGGCCAGGAGUCGGUGCUGAGGAAUCUAAAUCUGCAGGAUAAUCUGCUCGCCGAUGUGCCGGUGGAGGCACUCAAAGUGCUGGGCAAGCUGAAUCUGCUGGAUCUGUCCAAGAACCAGCUGAGUCAAAUACCCGACGAUGCCUUCACUGGGCUGACCAAGCUCUCCACCCUCAAGCUGAACGACAACAAUGUGACCCUGGCAGCUGGCGCUUUCCGGGGCUUGGAGCAGAGCCUGAAGAACCUGAAUCUCAAAGGAACCAAACAGCGCCGCGUACCGGAAUCCAUUCGAGGCUUGAAGAGCCUGGCUUUCCUCGAUCUCUCCCAGAACGGCAUCAAGGAGCUGCCGGGCGCUGGUGGAAUUCGGGUGUUCGAUGGCUUAGAUGCCUUGACGGCCCUCAACUUGGAGAGGAAUCUCAUCCAGAGUAUUGGCGAAACGGCAUUCGCUGGCGUUCGAAAGACUCUUAGUUCGCUUAGUUUGCUGAACAACCUGCUCGCCGAGUUCCCCAUCGGAGCCGUCCACUCGCUGAAGGAGCUUCGGGUCCUGGACAUUGGUUUCAAUCUGCUGACCACUCUGCCGGAGGCAGCAUUCCGCGGCAACCCGGGCAUCACUCUCCUGGCCCUCGAUGGCAACCCCUUGAGCAGUGUGCCCGAGGGCGCCUUCACCCACCUUAAUGCCACGCUGCGAGGUCUGUCCCUGGGAGGCAGGUUCCUCCACUGCGACUGCAAGCUGCGAUGGGUGGCCGAGUGGAUUCGAAAUGGAGACCUGCAGGUAACAUCGCGGGAACGGAACCCACAAUUCUGUGGCACUCCACCCCGCUUCCGGGACCGUGGCUUCUAUUCGAUUCAGCCCGAGGAGCUGAGCUGUCCGGACAUCGCCGAUGCGGCCCUUCGUGGUCCCGUCGGCCUGGCCGAUAACCUGAAGCCCACGCUAUCGGCCUCCCCCGACUCUGUGGAAUAUGAAACGGGCACUGGUACGGAUGCGGGAACUGGAACAAGCACUGCCACAGGUACUGGCACAGCCGCCUCCUCACCCGUUGGCAGCAGUGUGAGCAGCCCCUCCUCGACUUCAACAACGACACCCACAACGACAACCACAACCACCACGCCGGAGCCAACAACGAAGCGCAGCACGACUCGACCUCCCACCAAAGCUGCAACAACUGCAUCGGCUACCACCGCCUCGCCAGCAUCGAAUCUUUCGGUUAAUGGAACUGGAACAGUCCAUGCCACUUCCAUCACCACGAGCAGCAGCUCCUCCUCUUCCUCCUCCUCUUCUGCGGGCCAUGGAAAUGGCAAGCAGGCACCGGGAUGGCGUCAAGGAGUGACCAAUGGAAAUACCAACGGGGCUGGAGGCUCGGGUCUCCACAAGCCGCAAAGGCCGCCACUCGUCCUGGGAUAUCCGCCGCAGAGGGGAACUCGAAUCGACGAUGCCAACGAGGUGCAGGUGAAGCACGCCUUCCGACAGGAUAGUUCCGUAAUCAUCCAAUGGGAUUCCGACACCGCCAACAUCCUGGGCUUCCGUGUGGUCUACCGACUGUUCGGCGAGAAAGCCUUUAAACAGGGACCCCCAUUGGAGGCCAGCGAGCGGGAGUUCAAGAUCAAGAAUGUCCCGGCCCAGGAGUGCAUCAUUGUGUGUGUUAUAUCGUUGGAGGAGCUGCAUGUGACCCCAGAGACAGUGCCGUAUCAGCAGUGCCGCGAAGUGAGGACAGUGGCCUCCCAGGCCUCCAACAUGGACAAGAUAACGAUUGCGGCCAGUGCCGCCAUUUGUGGCACCAUCAUUGUGGCCGUGAUUGUCUUCAUUGCUGCCAGCAGGCGCUCCCGCAAACUGCAGAACAACCAGCAGAAGAGUCCGCUGCCAAUUGGAGGUCUGCCCGUUAAUUGCUGCGGUCCGACCGGUUCACCCGGACCACUUGGCUCCAUUGCAACGCUAUCGGCCUUUAACAAUCACAAGGAAUGGGAUCAAGUGUCGGCCUACAGUGGUCGCUCCAUACCGCGUCCUCGCAUUUAUCCCGUCGACCAGCCGGACGACAUGCGUAGCCACUUCUCCGGAAUGCCCGGCAAGGUGGGCAAGUCAAGAUCCUUGGCGGAUGGACAGUCGCAGCACAGUUUCUCGAAUAAUUCGCAUAGAGGCUACCUGAACAGCGCCUUCCCCUCGAAUCUGGUUAACUCCCGACCGGAAUUGCGACAAUCCCGGCAAUCCCUGGCCGCCGCCUCGGAGCGCAUGUCCCGGGCCUCGUACGCCGGAUCCAUACACGGCGGCGGUGGCGGUGGUGGCAACGGCGUCAAUGGCGGAGUGGCCGGCGGUCUGCCCGUCACCAGCCUAAUGGCCAUGAGCGGAAUGGUGGGUGGCGGUGGCCCGGCCAGUAUCGCCUCCAGUGCCAGAAGAUCGCGUCCCCGUUCCAGAUCACGCGAUCAACUGAACACCACGCACAUACAUAACCAUCGACCGGGAAGUCGAUACUCGCAGGCGGGAUCGACGCACACCUUGAACAACUACUGCGACACAUCGGACAACUGGACGGAUCACGACAUGGACAUCUAUAUGGCCCGCAAUCCGACGACGCGGAACGGUUUAGUGCCAUUAUGAGGGCGGCUCAGCUUAUCCUGAUAUUUCAAUGUUGUAUUAAACUGGGAUGGCAUUUUCUGACAAUAUCUGACGCCGGCUAUUGAGGCGGGGAAUGGCCGGUGUCAGCAGCAACAACAGCAGCAGCAACAUUUGAGGAAUGAGCGACAUCAACAACAACGACAUAGAAACAAUCAGCAAUUGGAGCAGCCAUAUCAGUCAGCACAGCAACAGCAACAGCAGCAACAGCAACAGCAGCAGCAGCAACAUCAACAACGAUUACACUACUAUAUGCCACUGACAGAACGUUGCACCUCACCCCCUGAUGUGGUGCCUCGAGCAGCCAAUUUCCAUAAUAGCAACAGCAAUAAUAGCAACAAAAUAGGCAACAACAGCAACAGCAACACCAGCAAUCUGCAACAGUUGCCGCUGGCUACGCUGACAGAAGCUAUGGUAGAUGCAACACCCGACACUGCAGCGAGUGGCAUUGUUGUUGAGAACUAUUUUAACGAAUAUGAACGUCAGGAAAUCAUUUAUCAUCAUCCCACAAAAGUAGCAACAGCAACAACUGCAGAAGUAGCAGCAGCAGCAGCAGCAGCAGCAACAGAAGCAGCAACAUCAGCGACAGCAAUAGCACGCCAACAGCAACUACCCCGCAGCAAUGCCUUCCGUUUACAGUUACCCGCAAUGGCAACAGCAACAGCAACAGCAACGACUAACAAUAUUUUAUAUAAUAAUAAUCUUAAUCAUGAUGCAACCAAUUAUAAGACGCAUACAUUUAGUGAUAGCUGUAAUUGUACAUGUAAUUGUAGUCUAAGCCAGGAGGAGGAUGGUAUGGAGGAGAAGGUGAUGGCCACUGUGACAACAGAGGCGGCAGUAGAACUAGAGGAGGACGAUGGCAGCUCAUCCUUGGCGGCCAGCACUUCGGUGUCAAGCAUAGAGCAAGUAAGACAGAAGGAGGAGGAGCAGCAGCAGCAGGAUGUGUCCUUGUCGCUGAACUUGACAUUGGCUGACACUGAGACACCACCAGAGGCAGCAGACCCAUCUGGAGACAGGGCCUUGAGACCAAGCCUUGAGUGCCGCCCAUCCUCUUGAAUCUUAAAUCCAAAAUGCCGCUGCCGUUGUCACUCCCGGCGGCCUCUCACAAUUUGCAUAAUGCAUAACAAUUGCGAUAAAAUGCAAAAACACCUUAAAGUAUAACCGAGAAAGAAUAGAUAUUUUUGUAUGCUGUUUAGAGUGCAAUAAUACCCCCCCACACACAUCCGCUAGUUCUUCUUGCAAUUAGUUGAGCAAUCAAAGAACUACAACCUUAAGUCAAUACGGUACUAAUUAAACACAAUAGCUAUUAAAUCGGAUUAACAAAUGCUUAGAGUGUAAGGAAUCAAGGGUCGUUCUUAUGCUGGGAUAGACAGGCAUAGAAGUCGCUGGAAUAGCACAAAACACAAGCAAUAUGUAAAUAAUUUAGAACAAAUACCAAUUGUAAUGUAGUUUACUCAAAAUCACUCCCACUCCCACUUUCAAUUUUAAUUAUCAUUUCUAGCUCGAUUUAAAGUUGUUUAAAUAAUCAUUUUAGAGAAGAUUCCCCCCGUUAACACUUUCUAGUCCACAGUUUGAACCAAACUUUCUUAUUUGAUUUAUGAUUCUGAGUUUGUCUAUCCCAGUCUUGAAUCGAUUCAACCAAACCAUUCUACUGCCCAAACAGUUUUAUUUUUAAUUUUUAAUAUUGAAGUCAGUUUCAUUUCGUUUUUUGUACAGAAGCUUCAAUUGAAACCAACCUUUGCGUGCUAAGUUCUAUUCUAACUCUUAUGAUUUCCUUAUUCUUUAGAACGAUUUUUAAUAAAAUUUACAUUUUAAAAUUGAAACAGUUUUUAGUUUUUUUAUUUAUUAUUUUUGGCCUGCUUGUCUCAGACAGGUAUAUCUUGUAUAUCUUUGUAUAUAGAAAUAAUUAGGCUUAAGCGUUUCAAACGAUUUCCGUUUUUAGCCUUAUCAUUAUCAUUAUUGUUGGAGGGACGAGUCCGGAUAAACAAUCCGGAGGAGUCCGAGCGAAACACAGUUGACAGUUAACAAUAUUUAGUGCCCGUGGGCAGGAGCUGGCCCCAUCCCGGGCCAGUUUCACAACAACGCCCAUGUGAGGCACUAAAUACUUAGAGAUGUAAGCAAAUAUCCAUAUAUUAUAUUCUAAACGUUAUUCCUAAGAACUAAAUAUAUAGUUAUAGACAAGGCUUUGAGCAUUAGAGAAGUAAGCACAAUUUAGGUGGAAAACGGGAGCAAUUAUUUAGAAGAAGAACCACAGAACAAAUAUAUUCCAAUAAAACUUAGGCAAUAAAUUCCAAAUGAAAUGUUUCAAGACAAGUAGAAAAAUCAAUAUCCCAAAACUAGUGGGUAAAAAAAUUAAAUCAAUUUUAGUGUUUAAACAAUUAAAAUUUAAUUAAACUGCCUUAGCACAGGGAGGAGGAACGAAGCACUUGCUUGAAUUUAGUUUAGCGGCACUUAAAGAACACCAACCACAAACGAGGAAUAUUUUAAUAAGUAACACCAACACUAAAACUGCCAAAUAAUGUAGAUUAUCGCUGACUUGGAUCGAAUAUCAUUAUAAAACCCAAACGAAGACACCAACACGAUUUUGAAGAAGAGAACACCACCAAGCCCCCACUGUUGGGCUUACUGAGGAGCGUCCCAUUAUAAAUGUGCGUUAUAUUGUUACUUGUAAAUCGAAUUCAAAUGUUAACUUUGCGGCUUCACAGAUUAGCAAACUAAAUUUACUAGACUAUUUACGGAAAGUUUCGUUUUUCGGAUUUUAGAUUCGUACGCAUCGAGUUCCAAAUAAAGCAUAUUUUUGUUACGA